This is a messenger RNA of Rubroshorea leprosula, 782 nucleotides long. Lineage: Eukaryota; Viridiplantae; Streptophyta; Magnoliopsida; Malvales; Dipterocarpaceae. The record is from the annotation of a GenBank genome assembly.
AGAAUUUUUGCCUCCCUAAACCCUAACCUACAUCGAAGACCUUCUUGCCAGAGAAACAAGUGAAUUCUUCAAGGACUAUUUAAUACAAGUUGCCAGGGAGCACCGGUGAUUGAGGAAAAAACUCGAAAAUCCUUUUGCGGCUCUUUCCAGUGUUGGUUUCGGCGGUGGACAGAAAGGGAAGAUGAAUAGCCCAGCUCGAGAAGAUGACCACCAGGGUGAGGUUUUCCUCGACGAACCCGAUAUCAUCCACGAAGUGACCGUCAACGAAGAAGAUCUUCCUGAUGUUAAGGAUGAAGAAUACUCCGACUCUGAAAAUAUGGGUGUCGAAGAGGAAGCUGAUGACUCAAUGCACAUAUUCACUAGUCACACUGGUAAAUUUCUCACAUUUUUUCUUAGAAAAAGGAAAGUGUGAAACCUUUUUUUUUUUUUGGUUGAAAUUAUGCUCUCUUUUUUUUGCUCUAAUUAUCAAGGAGACUACUUACACUUAUUAACUAACAGGGGCUCAGUUUAAUAAUAUCAAUUUUUUUUUAAGAAAAAAAGAGAGCUUGACAUACUUGUAUUAUACUGUUAUCUUUUUCAAGUUUCUUGCUGUUUGACAAUAUUGAGUAUGCGUACUGCAUUAUGUCUUGUGAGGAGAAAUGAUAUAAGGUGCCAUUUUGAUUGAUAUUUUAAACCUGAUAUAGAUUUGGAAUACAGAAAUAGCUUCAAGUUUGACGCAGGGCAGGUAGGCGCAGAAUAACCAGAAACUAAGAACUCUGUAAAAUUAAAGAUGGAACAAAGAA